Molecule: messenger RNA, 2916 nt
Organism: Cyclopterus lumpus (lumpfish)
Lineage: Eukaryota; Metazoa; Chordata; Actinopteri; Perciformes; Cyclopteridae
Product: gap junction gamma-1 protein-like
Exons: 3
Coding region: 308-1681 (457 amino acids)
Biological process (GO): cell communication
Cellular component (GO): connexin complex
Source: RefSeq, a predicted model, not a curated record
GUCUUCCUCUGCUCAUACAAUCAAGCUCUCUCCCUCUCCGGGACAAAAAGUCAACGUUUACUACAACGAGUCAAGUCUUCACUCACUUAAAACUUUGAGGACAUUUUGUUAUGGUCUCAUUCGUCCUCGUUGCUGUCAUUCGGCAUUUCUGACGGAGGAGCGACGCCAUAUGAGCAUGAAAAGGUCACAUGGAGUUUGUAAUAUCUCUGAAUUCUGGCUGGACAAACCAAGGAGGAUAGGACAAAUAACAAGAAGAGGGAAGUAACAGGUGUAUGUUGCCUCUUACUGUAGUUUCCCUGCAGCUACCAUGAGUUGGAGUUUCCUGACUCGCCUGCUGGAAGAAAUCCACAACCAUUCGACAUUCGUGGGCAAGAUCUGGCUCACCGUCCUUAUUGUUUUCCGCAUCGUGCUGACGGCUGUAGGAGGGGAGUCCAUCUACUACGAUGAGCAGAGCAAGUUUGUCUGCAACUCAGGCCAGCCGGGCUGUGAGAACGUCUGCUAUGACGCCUUCGCUCCACUCUCACACGUCCGCUUCUGGGUUUUCCAAAUCAUCCUGUUGGCCACACCUUCACUCAUGUACCUGGGCUAUGCUGUCAACAAGAUUGCUCGGGCAGAGGAGCAGACAGACCGCGGGGGAGUGAUUGGAUUUUCGCAGAGGAAGCUCAGGAAGCCCUAUCUUGCAGGCAGAAAGCAGCACAGGGGCAUUGAAGAGGCCGAGGAUGACCAAGAAGAAGAUCCGAUGAUCUAUGAAAUGGCAGAGGUAGAGAGUGAUGGUGGUGAACCAGUGAAAGGACACAGUGGUGAUGGACUAACAAAGGCCAAGGUGCGCCACGACGGGCGCCAGCGUAUUAAAGAAGAUGGACUGAUGCGUAUUUAUGUCCUUCAGCUCUUGACCCGCACCUUGCUGGAGGUGGCUUUCUUGUGCGGACAGUAUGCUCUGUAUGGAUUUGCUGUGCCUCACACCUACGUGUGCUCAGACCUGCCCUGCCCUCACAGUGUGGACUGCUUUGUGUCACGACCCACUGAGAAAACCAUCUUUCUUCUCAUCAUGUACACAGUCUCCCUGCUCUGUCUGGGACUUAAUAUAUGGGAGAUGCUUCACCUGGGCAUAGGUACCAUCUGUGAGAUCGUACGCUCUCGCCGUGUACAGCUCCCCGACAAUGAGCUUUGUGGGCUGACACGGGCACAAGGAGCUCUUAAUGAAGCGGGCCUGAGCGCAGAUGAUUACAGAAGCUACCCUUUUUCUUGGAGUGCACCAUCAGCUCCACCUGGGUACAACGUCGCCAUCAAGCCUCUUUUGGUAUCGAAAGGGCACCAUGUCCAGCCACUUUUCAUCACUGACAUCACUAAUGCCAAGAUGGCAUGCCGGCAGAACCACGUGAACAUUGCUCAAGAGGAACAUCAGCAGUACACCAAUAACGAUGAAAACCUGUGCACAGCAGGGAUGGGAGAUGGCCCCAGGUUUGUUCAUACAGACAUCCGUCAGCCUCAGAACAAGCUGGAGGCUGACAAUCCGACCAGCAUCCAUCCACAGAGCGACAGAAACAACCAGAGCAAGCCUCACUGUGAACGUAAACAUCGGCAGGCCUCCAAACACUCCAGCAAGGCAGACGCGAACAGAGGAAGCAGCAGUGGCUGUAGCAGCAAAUAUGGAGUCAUAAAGGGUUCUGAGUGGAUCUGAAAUACAGACUUUGACUUCUGUUGUUUUUAAACGAUGCAAAGCCUUCUCAGACCAAGAGGUGUUUGUGAGACCAUAUUGUGUGUAAAAGAAAAAUUAACACAGCACCCAGUUUACAUUCUUUUCAGUAGUAUUCAUACCAUUACAAUAGUGUGGUGAUUAUAAGUGAUUAAUAGUGUCAGUGUCUCUCUUGUGCCACUGUUAACUCUGUCAUGUGAGGAUCAAACAAAUAAAUAAUUGGCCACAAAAAAAUAAACCUAAACAUAAUAACUGGCGCAUGCUCAUGCAGAUAUAUUACAGAUGUAUAUGAAUACUUACAGCCCCAGGACAUUAGUAUACAGGUUUGAGCUGCCUUAAAACUCAACAGUACAAGACAGAUUCUGCCACUAAUAUGUAAGUAACCCUUUGAGUCUGUGACAGCCAAAUACAUGUGUGUUGCCGCUGUAAACAACAUAAAAUAAAAUAAAUAUUUUGUUAAAUAGCUUUUGCAGGAAGAUGUUGGUGCUGUCUUUGAUUCUGUGUGAAUAUGCAGAGGUGUCCAUGCUGUAAACCAAGGUGCCUUACUUAAACAAAGUGCCGCUUUCUAUGGACUCUGCAUCACUUUUACAAAAUGUCAUCAUUACACCCAAAAUAUAUCAUCACUAUGGACUGAAAGCAGAAGCUGAGUCCUACUGUCUGUGUGACUAGUUUCAUUACCAUCCAGGGGUUAACAAUAUUAUUGUUUCUGAGUAUGCAAAAUGGUAUUGUUAUUUUCACCAAACCAGGUUUGUUUUCCCCAGCCAUGAAGAUAAAUGAGAGACUGGGUUCAGUUGGAAGUUUAACAUUGUUUUCUGUGUAUUUUUUGGUGCAAGAAAAGAAGUUCAAUGGAAGUGUUUGGCAAAAUGUAAUGACCUAACCCUGUUGUUUGAACUGUUGUCAGUGUCUUAUUGUCAAGCUGUUACAAUUUUACAUAUGUUUUUGUUUGUGUGAAGUUCUCGCAAUGAAGGCUCUCUCUUUGCACCAUAACUCCAUCAGUUUCUGAUAUUGACAUGAUGAAAUAAUCAGUGCAUCUGGUCUGUAUGUUGUUUUUUUAGGCCUUGUGUGAGGAGUUCUUUGUCAUCAAUACAUACUUUUAAUUGCAGAUUUUCAAAUUGAAAUGUCAUUAAGGGUAGUAUUUUGCACUGUGCCAGUGUUUUUGUGAAAAAUAUUUGUCUUAACAAAAACUUCAUGUUUUGAAUAAAGAAUUGUUAUUUGUUAUA